Messenger RNA from Lingula anatina, 3509 nucleotides. RefSeq lists its product as uncharacterized. The record is from RefSeq and is a predicted model, not a curated record. Lineage: Eukaryota; Metazoa; Brachiopoda; Lingulata; Lingulida; Lingulidae.
AGAAUGCGACUCUGCAUAAAAGUGGCCCAUCAACGACGUCCAUGCUACACCUUGUUAUGUAAAUAUUUCCACCAUGAGUAAAACUAACGGUGAAGACAGUGGGAUACCCAUGCAGCGUUUGUCUGACUCGGUCACUCCCUCUGCCGGUCAAAUAACAGAGAGUGAAGCCACGAUAAAGAAUCCAGAAGACACUCUAUUCUCAAGAUGGUGCUUGUCCUUGACACUUGCCAUUCUCUGUUUUGUGAGCAUCAUUGCUAUCACCUGUGCUGCGGUGGCUCUGUCCCGUCCACCAGAAGCUACAGUCACCAUAGAAGGUGACAACAGAACAGUGUCAUCUAGCCAGCAGACGGAGACACUAUCGAGCUCCAGUACAAGCGGUGGCUCGCAAGGCGCCAAGAAAAGAAUAUGGUUGGUUGCAGUGGGGACACGACUAUGGAGCACAUGAUUACAUCGACGAAAGUGGUUACCUUGCAGGGUUUAACCAAGAUAUUGUAGAUGCAGUGUGCAGGGAGGCCAACAUGGACUGCAGAACAGUGUGGGACAAAUAUUCCAAUUGCUGGGCCUCAGCAGGCGGACAACAUGCUGUCGGAGGUCAAGGUCUGAUGGCCGGGUGGUACGAUGCCUGCACUGGUUGGGCGGCGACGGUAGACAGGUUGGCAGUCUUCUCAUUUUCUGUGCCAUUUAUCAAAACAACACGCUCCUUCUUCUUCGUCUCUAAAAAUAGCACUGCAAGUUUUGACUGGAGAGACAUCACUGGAAAGAAAAUCGGGUUUCUCCAUGGCUGGGCAAGCAAUGACAAGUGCGUGGCCCGCUGGACGGCAGUGUCCGGGUCGGUGUUGAGAGAGGAACAAAAAUUUACAGUGGCAAGCCCUGCCCAGUUAAGAGAUAGCAUACUUAGUGGCACGGUGGAUGCAGGCUUUGCCGGACAGCGGGACAUGGAAGCGGAGAUGACGUACCUAGACCAGGUCGGGGAUGGGACCAGCUGUUUUGUUGUUGGCCAAGCCAUGGUAACACGGAAGGACAGCGACUUCAACUCCUACUGGAACGUCGGUUUCCAAAAACUUGUGUCCAGCGGGAAGUUUAAGAAGCUUUGCGAAGAAACAGAAAAGAAACACGGUCACAAAGGAGACAUUGGCUGUGUUGAAACCUAAGUAAAAAGUGCUUAGUGAUCUUAAUUUCAGCACUUACUUGCUACUCAAGUUCUUUAUUUCUAAUGUGAGACCUUUCCUGUGGAAUGUAUAAUGUCAACGCAGUGAUAUCCACUUUGAAAAUGAUAAAGUUGGUAUAAGAUUUCACACUCGAUGAAGACAUAAAUUAUAACGUCGUCCAGCAGCGCUUUAGAACCUAAAAUUUUAUGUCCAGGAAUUAAUUCCUUUAUUAUAUGCUCUAAAGGCGUUAAGUAAAGAUGUGUUGGUUACAGAUAAAAAUGUUUGAAAAGCGAAAAAAAAAAAAGAUUUUUUUCAUUGAAGCCAUAAAAUCCUUGGUUUGGGACUGUUUGAAAAAUUAGAUUGAUGGAUAUUAAAAUUUUGAUGAAUCCGUAAAGCACUUAAUGUGUAGAUCAUUAAAAUAUUCGUCUUAAGUGUCAGUAUAAUUUUUUUUCUGCAGAGGGUCAUUACACUCAAUUCGCGCGUCUAUUACCCUCUUCCGGGGCCACAUUUUGAAUAUUCACUUGAUGUAAUUUUUCAAAGACAUGUCUCUGGCUAAAUUAUUAGCAGUUAUAGUAACCUAUGUAUAUCCAGCGAAAUUAUGAGGAUUAUUACAGGAAACAAAUCAGAAUUGUACAUCACUGACAUAGUGAAAGUUAGAAAAUCAAACCACAACAACAUAAUUUCUCUUAUUGAUCAUAAGCUGGUUUGAUCUAUUACACAAUGAUUUUCGUUACGUCACCGUAUCCCACUAUUGUUAUGUAGCAUAACCUCUAAUUUUCGUUCUCCAGUAACUAUCCAAAAAUUCCUGACUCAUUUGAUCAAGAGUGUUUCUUUCAUUUUUCAUUAUUGUACAUAGUGUGUGUUAGAUUUGCAUCUGCUAGCAUUACAACUCAAGUUCGAAUAAAGUUUUAAUACCGGUGUUUCAAUUUUUCAUUCAAGAUGAAAGCAGACAUACCGCGAAAGUUUUCAUUGCAAUUUUCAUUGGUUGUCACUUUUUAUUUCUGUAGCUACAUGUACGACGGUGACCAUUGACGUUCCGCUUAAAUAUUUGCCCUGUCGGAAUAGCUUUGACGCAUGGCCAUAUUACUGAGCAAUGUCGAGAGGAGGUGAAAUGAAAAAUGCUUAAAACUGAAAUAAAAACGCAGUAAAAUGGAUUAUAAAAGAUUAAAUCGAAAAUAAAAUAAACAGAAUAAAAUGCCGCUGAAGAAAAAAAUUAUAUUAUGUACAGGGAUAUUUGGUAACAACAUAGAUACAUGAUACGUCUUUUUUUAUCAAUUACUCGAAGGUUGUGUGUUCAGUGACAGAGGUGAAAAAUCCCUUUGUAAUCUCUGCAUCUGGUGUUCUUUCGGGAAUGCAAUGCAACCCCAAUAAAUAAAUAAAUAAAUAAAUAAGAUGUCACUUGCAGUUAUUUGGCAGGACUUAUCUUCUCAGAAUUUUUUCUUAGACCUUCGUAAAUCUCGAAAGAACACAACAGUUCAUGCUCUUCUCAUGGUCGCAUUUAAUUUCUUUUUCCAAUGUGCCUUACCGCUUCGUCCUGCACAACAUCUAUUUUGUACAAGCGGAGCUUGAAAUAUAGCGUUUGGCAUCAGUUUUUGCCAAUUAUAUUCACUUGCUGCAGUUCAGGCAUACAUAGUAGAAUUUUCAAUUUCUGGUUGGCUACCCGUCAACCUACCUCAACAGAAAACUUCAGUUGACAGCUGACAUUUUAAAAGAAAAUGUCAAUUAUAAUGAAUUGAACAGUUAUUAAUAUCUCUUAUUUUAUUAUAUACUUUAUUUAAAAAAAAAAGAAAGAAAAAAGACCGCACCCUCUAAAGUUAACCGGAUGACCUUCGGUUCCCCCGUAGUUACACCAGGAUUUUCAGAUUUAAAUCUACUGACGUUGUCUACAUUAUAUAUAUAUGGCCAUACACCACCCAGGAUCUCCCGUUGUUGAUUCAAGGCUGGGCACAGUCUUUUAUCAGCUUAGCGUCAGCAGUUUGAUAUUUAUAACGGGAUGUCCUUUAUAUUUUCCCCUACUUUCGUUUAGUGAUAUUCCAUAAAAAAUUCCCACAAAACCAUUGCUGUUUUCUGCGAAACAUGGUGUCAUUAUUUAGAAGGUGGGUUAUUAAUGGAUGCCUGAGCAGCGUAUCAUUCAAAAGCAAGUGUUUUUUUUUUUGUGAUAUUAUAGAAAUACUUUAUACAGGCUAUCCGUGUAAACUUUUACAGGCUAACUGAUGAAUUUUCAUUAAUGAGAGCUACCACCAAUAUUUAUUUAAAAUGUGAACCGUUGAAACACCUAUACAAAGUGGAUCUCUCGCAGUGAAAAAAAAAGCAGAAAGGAUGAAUAGAUAUUCCCCAUGCUGUUUACCUUUCCGAUUGAGU